AUGAGAGGUCGGCCCGUCAUCAGUAUCGAAGAUUACACCAUAUACUGCAGCGAUGCUGAUGAGAAGGAAGUAGGUGGCUGCGCUAUAGCUGUGAGGAACGAUUACAACAACCUGGUGGAGAAAUUUGGCUCAACGUCGUCUAGAUGCGCCUUCGUACGACUGCGCACUGGACGUAAACUCUGGAUAGUAAGUGCCCACGCAUCUAUGGAAACCGCUGAGGACUACAAUAAGGACCCCUUCUACGAUGACAUCAAUGCGUUGGUGUGUAAAAUACCCAGCCAGCAGCUGGUCACUGUCGGAAUAGACGCAAAUGCGAGGAUGGGACUCGAACAGCAAUCCAAUGUGCUAGGAAAAUGGUAUUAUCCAGCAGAGCGCAUGUCGGACAACUGUGACCGUCAGAUUCACUUAUGUGAACAGAUGGAACUCAUCAUCGCUGCCACGUUUAAGAGGAAUCAUCGGCGCCAUCAGCUACCGUGGCAGGGUUCAACCCUUUUAACGCUUAAAGAGCAGCGCAAACGCUCUCAAACUUCAGCUCGACUACGUUCUGACGAGGAACAUCCCUCGUCAGAACGUAGUCGGAUAUCUGAAAGUCCGUUUGGGAUUGUUUGGGAGUUUGGGACGUUGCUUUCGACUCUGCCGAACUGCACGUUUAUUCUGAUGUUUCCACACCUCGUUAAUUUUGUGAUACGCUGCUUUUAA
Necator americanus (New World hookworm) is the source of this 699-nucleotide messenger RNA. RefSeq lists its product as uncharacterized. Lineage: Eukaryota; Metazoa; Nematoda; Chromadorea; Rhabditida; Ancylostomatidae. The coding region runs from base 1 to 699 and encodes 232 amino acids. The record is from RefSeq and is a predicted model, not a curated record. The transcript has a single exon.